This is a messenger RNA of Heterobilharzia americana, 485 nucleotides long. The record is from the annotation of a GenBank genome assembly. NCBI's taxonomy places the organism in Eukaryota, Metazoa, Platyhelminthes, Trematoda, Strigeidida, Schistosomatidae.
AUGAUGAACUCUUAUCGGCAUCUAUUCCAUUUUGCAUUGAAAGUAUCAUUAUAUCAAACACCUGGUAGAAUAAUCCAAAGGUUUUUAUAUAUCAAUACAAUAUCAAUUAGAAAUCGUCUAUUUCCAAUUAUGUAUACAGUUAACAUUUCAAAGCAUACUCCACGGGGACGUCAUCAUCGUUUGGGAAAACAUAAUGCUGUUGAUGAUGAUGAUGAUGAUGAAUUAUCUGAUUUUGAAGACAAUCACGAGGAUGAUGAUGAUGAUGAUGAUGAAUCAGAAGACCCAUAUUAUGCAGAAGAUAUGGCAUUCAAUCCAAAUUUUCGACAAUUAUCAUCAUAUGUUAAAUCAUUACGUUAUGAUAAAAUUCUUCGUUUAGGCUUAGGGAUUACACGAAAUGCUUGUGAUAAUGCUUUUUUUACUGGUCGAUUAAGAUUGAAUGGAGAAAAAGUAUCGAAACUAGGUACCAAAAUUUAUGUAGGUGAUAA